Messenger RNA from Leptopilina heterotoma, 1556 nucleotides. RefSeq names its product lysosomal aspartic protease (gene cathD). Gene Ontology annotation, molecular function: aspartic-type endopeptidase activity. Gene Ontology annotation, cellular component: lysosome. The transcript is spliced from 8 exons. The coding region runs from base 166 to 1320 and encodes 384 amino acids. Lineage: Eukaryota; Metazoa; Arthropoda; Insecta; Hymenoptera; Figitidae. The record is from RefSeq and is a predicted model, not a curated record. Gene Ontology annotation, biological process: cell death; proteolysis.
AAUGCAAAGUCAGAGCCGUUCGGAGUGAAGCUUUGUUACUUCUCUCAGGAAUUCAAGAACAUUCAGAAUUAGUAGAUGUUGAAGAGAAUCUAGAUAACUUUAUUAAAUUGAACGCAAUUUGCUAAUGCUUGUGAAUCAAUAAGUUUAAUUUAGUGCAUAAAUAAAAUGUUGCGUUCUAUCAUUUUUCUACUUUUCCUUGCAAUUGCUGCAAAUGGAGAUUUACUCAGGAUUCCAGUAUACAAGGCAGAAACUCCUCGAAGAUUUCUGCAAAAAGUUGGAACUGACCUCAGUAUAGUUCGAAUGCGUUAUGGAGGUGGUCUUGCACCAGAACCACUGUCCAAUUAUUUAGAUGCUCAAUAUUAUGGAGUCAUUACAAUGGGAACUCCACCGCAGAAAUUUAGUGUUCUUUUUGACACUGGUUCGUCAAAUCUUUGGGUACCAUCCAAGAAAUGUCAUGUUACAAACAUUGCUUGCUUGCUUCAUAAUAAAUAUAACAGUAAAUCAUCCAAAACUUAUGUUGCAAAUGGAACUGAUUUCGCCAUUCAAUAUGGAAGUGGAAGCCUUUCAGGUUUCUUAUCAACAGACACUAUUAAUGUAGCUGGAGUUGAUAUUUUAAAUCAAACGUUCGCCGAAGCAAUGAGUGAACCUGGAUUGGCAUUUGUUGCUGCUAAAUUCGAUGGUGUUUUGGGUAUGGGAUACUCGAGAAUUUCAGUCGAUGGUGUAGUUCCAGUUUUCGACAAUAUGGUUAAACAGGGUUUAGUUAAGGAUCCAAUUUUCAGUUUCUAUCUCAACAGAGAUCCAUCAGCUGAAAUUGGAGGUGAAAUGAUUUUGGGAGGUUCUGAUCCUGAUCAUUAUGACGGUGAAUUUACUUAUGUACCAGUCGAUCGUAAAGCCUACUGGCAAUUCAAAAUGGACAAAGUAAUGAUCGGAGAAAAGGCAUUUUGUGAAAAUGGAUGUGAAGCUAUUGCCGAUACUGGCACUUCUCUCAUCGCUGGACCUGUUGAUGAAAUUAAGAAGAUCAAUCAAAACAUUGGCGCCACACAAAUUGUCGGCGGCGAAUGGAUUGUCAACUGUAACAUGAUUCCAAAUUUACCAGAAAUCGAAUUCAUAUUUGCUGGCAAAAAGUUUUCUUUGAAGGGAGAUGACUACAUUCUAAAAGUAUCUCAAUUCGGUAAGACAGUGUGUCUCAGUGGAUUUAUGGGAAUUGACAUUCCUCCUCCAAAUGGACCACUAUGGAUCUUGGGAGACGUUUUCAUUGGUCGUUUCUACACUGAAUUCGACAUGGGCAAUGAUCGUAUCGGCUUUGCAGUUGCCAAAUAAAUUACGUCAUUUUUUUUUCUAAACUACUGUUAACGAUGAGGCUUAAUUUUACCAAUUUUUAAAUCAUUGUGAUUUAUGUUUGCCUUUAGAAAUUAUUAUUAAGCAAUCAUGCGUUUAUUCCAUUUGAAAAGUGAUAUUUGACUAUUAUACUCGUAAAUGAAUUUAUCAUAGUUUGUAUAUUAUGAUUUACGAACAAAUUUUUUUUGCCACUGAACAAUAAAUAUUUUUUACCAUUA